AUGGCCGGGACGUUGCCCUUUGGAAGCUUCUGCGCGCUCCUCGAGCGCGUCGCCAGCACGACCAAGAGCGAGGCCAAGCUCAAGCUCAUCUUUAGCACGGAGCUGCGCGCGGCCUGCGGCGAUGGCUCGGUGUACCCGCUGCUGCGGCUGCUCCUGCCGCACCUCGACCGCGACCGGACGUACAAGCUCAAGGAGAAGAAGCUCGCCGCGUUGUACGUGGAGCUCCUCGGCAUCAGCGCCAGCAGCGGAGACGGCAAGAAGCUCUUGCAUUGGACGGACCCGACGAUCGUGACGACGCGGGCGGUCGGCGACUUUUCGUCCGUGCUCGAGGAAGUCAUGCAAUACCGGGCCAAGCCCUGCGAUGCGUCCGUGACCAUCGAGGACGUCAAUGGACUCCUCGACGCGCUCAAUAAGGUGCACAUGGUCGAUGCGAUGGCCGAGAAGAAGCGCGUGCUGCGGCAGAUGCUUACACGCUUCUCGGGCAACGAACAGAAAUGGCUUGUCCGCAUGAUCCUCAAAGACCUCAAGAUUGGACUGCGCCACGAACGCGUAUUGGCCUUUAUUCACCCGGACGCGCCCGAAAUGUUCAACCACACGAACGACUUGGCCCGCGUCUGCGACGAGCUCACGGACUCGCGCGUUCGGUACGUACCGGCGAUUACGCCCGGGCAGGUCUUUACGCCGAUGCUCGCCAAGCGCGUGCCUUUUGGCGAGUGCACCCAAGCAAUGCAGUCGAAUGCGUUCUACAUGGAGCCCAAGCUCGACGGCGAGCGGAUCACGUGCCAUGUACAGCGCACGGCGUCCGGCGGUCGCUCGACGCAGCUCGUUACACGCAACGGCACCAACUACACGGACAAGUACGGCCCGGCCAUCGCCUCGUACAUUGAGGCCCAAGUCCAUGCAGCGUACGACUGCAUUCUCGACGGCGAAAUGCUUGUCUGGGACAGCGUCGCGUUCAAGUACGAGUCGUUCGGGUCGCUCAAGACGGUCGCGAUCGAGCAAGCCCAAGGCAAAAACCCAGGGCAGUGGCUCUGCUACGUCGUGUGGGACAUUGUCUACUGCGGCGGCGACGGCGCCAUGGCGCUCAUCCAAAAAGCCUGCCCCAACGUCGUCGCGUCGACGUCGACCAACAUUAUGGGGUUACCGCUCUCGGCACGCCUCUCCGUCCUGGAUGCGAUCUUGACACCGCUGGCGCACCGCGUUGAACGCAUCGAGCAGGUCCUCGUGACCGCCUCGAUGCCGGCGCAGGCCCGACACGAGCGCGUCAUGGCCGAAGUCGACGCCCGCCUUCUCGCUGGCUACGAGGGUGUGAUCCUCAAGGACGCCACGUCCCACUACAUGUGCGGUGAAGCCGGUCGAAAGAGCCAGCGCUGGGUCAAGCUCAAGCCCGAUUACGCCGGCAUGACCCGCCAACUGGACGUGCUCGUCAUUGGCGGCUACUACGGGUCGGGCAGUCGGCGCGGCGGCGCCGUCUCCCAUUUUCUGCUCGGGGUGCUGGAACGGACGCCAAAGGCGUCGGACGCGUCGGUACCGGUGGUGUCGUUUUGUAAAGUGGGCUCGGGCUAUUCGUUGCCCGAGCUGGAGGCGCUUCGGGAGCGUCUCGCGCCGCACUGGCGCCCCUGGGAGGCCGGCAAGCUGCCAGAACACUUUGAGGGCUGGACACCAAAAGCCGACUCUCGCCCGGACGUGUGGCUAGCCCCUGAAGACUCGGUCUGCGUCGAGAUCUAUGGGUUUGAGCUCACGUACUCGAGCGAGUACCAGACGGGCUUGACACUCCGCUUUCCGCGCGUCAAAGCCAUUCGGUAUGACAAGAACUGGACCGACGCGCUCACACUCUCGCAGCUCAACGCUCUCAAGGGCCAGCAGUUUAGCCAAAAACGCGCGAUCGAUGUGGCCUUCGGCCACAAGGACACGACGAAGCGCAAGGCGACGCCACAAAAGUCCAAGCGCGCGGCCUUGGACAAGGGUCACGUCGGCGUCGCGCUGCAAUACACGCAGGCCAACCUCGCCGAGGUCGAAGAAGCAUCGUCGCUCUUCUCAGGGUCUACGUUUUGUGUGCUCCCCGGCAAGCUCGGCACGAUGGACAAGCCGGGUCUCGAGCAGCUUCUGCACGCUCAUGGUGCCACGUGUGUGCAAAACCCGCACCCAACGCUGCAUCCGCCCGCGACGACGUGGAUUGUGGCGCCGCAUGCCGACGGACUGAAAACACGCAACUACAUGAAGCAAGGUGUGUACGACAUUCUGCACGCCGACUGGGUCCUCCGCAGCGUCGAAGCGAGCAGUUUGGUCGCCAAGCGCGCGACCGACUAUGUGUUUGCGACGGCGCCAACGGCCGCGCUCCUCACGACCCAGUACGAUGCCUACGGCGAUCACUACACAACCCCAUUGACGCGCGACGACCUCGAACGACUCUUGCAGUCACCGGCGUUUCCACCGCCGCAGCCGCACGCGUGGCAGGACGCGGCGCGCCAUCUCAAUGCAGACGAGCAAGCAGCGAUCGAGUGCCCGACCAACUGCCUCUGGCACUGCGUCGUCUACGUGGACCAGUUUUCAUCGAUGGUGACGGACGCGUCGUUGCCAGCGCGAGUGGACCGUACAUCGGAUAUGCAUCACAUCGCGCAGUGCAUCGCUCUCUUCGGUGGCCAAGUCGACACGGUGCUAUCGAGUCGGGUCACGCAUGUCGUUCUGCCGGACGGACCGUCGACACCAGAGCGGCUCGCGCUUCUGCGCCCGUGGAUCCAAGCGAGACGGCGCACCGCGGGUAGCGAGCCGGUCGUCGUCACGUCCAAGUGGGUCGUCGCCAGCAUUCGCGCUCGCGAGCAAUUGCCAAUGGAAGGCCACGGAGCGCCCGUCUUUCAGAUUCCGUGCUAAGGCGCAUGUCGUAGU
Saprolegnia parasitica CBS 223.65 is the source of this 2886-nucleotide messenger RNA. RefSeq lists its product as hypothetical. Bases 1 to 2871 code for a protein of 956 amino acids. NCBI's taxonomy places the organism in Eukaryota, Oomycota, Saprolegniomycetes, Saprolegniales, Saprolegniaceae. Gene Ontology annotation, cellular component: DNA ligase IV complex. The transcript has 10 exons. Gene Ontology annotation, molecular function: DNA binding; DNA ligase (ATP) activity; ATP binding. The record is from RefSeq and is a predicted model, not a curated record. Gene Ontology annotation, biological process: nucleotide-excision repair, DNA gap filling; double-strand break repair via nonhomologous end joining; DNA recombination.